CCUUGAAGGUAAUGUAACAAAAGGUUAUCUAAGCAGAAUGUUGAUUGGUUUUAUCUAAAAAUUUACAAUUACCCGCAUCCGGGCUAUUCCUUUCACCACCACCACCACCACUGACAUAGCGUCUCUUUUGAUUGGUUUGUUUCACUCCUUUCGAUUAGAAUCCUCGUAAGUUAUUUGUUUAAAAGAGCGAAAUGGAUCCACAUAGCAUAUAACAUUACUUACCCAACGAUAAAAUUUCACGGAAGCGCUUAUUUUUUGGUGGCUCAAUAUUUGUGAUAAGUCCUUCAUUGGCUGGGUACUUAAUUUUUACACCUGUAGCUGCACGAACGCGUAUUUCUAAGGAGUGAAUUUCAAGAAUCUCUUCACAAGUUCCGCGACUAUUGAGUACGUAGCCAAUUAGAUAACUUGGCAUGGGUAGACGUUCACUGGUGACGAAUACUUCACCGGCAUUGCCUUGCUUCCACUGUUGUAUUCGUUCAGCCAAACGUCUAUCCAUAGCUAUAAAUGGUCCACCUUCAGUCAUCCAAUCUUUAUCUGCCUAAAAUGAACACUAAAUACUAUUCUGCUUCCUUUCUUGGAAUUAAAGAAGUGUGAGGAGAGGUAG
This is a messenger RNA of Rodentolepis nana, 604 nucleotides long. Lineage: Eukaryota; Metazoa; Platyhelminthes; Cestoda; Cyclophyllidea; Hymenolepididae. The record is from the annotation of a GenBank genome assembly.